AUGAUUUGCAAGCUCUACCACAGUAUUCCUCGGCCGUCCGCCGAGCGUCAUCAUGUCGACGCGUUUACGGGCAGAGACGCAGCCAAUGCUUUGGAGAGGGUCUUGAUGGAGGUGUUCCCUGAACGACAAGUCAAAAGGGUCAAUGCACUGAGGGUGUUGCAGAAAUUGGUUGAAGACUCGGUGAUCGAGAGUGAUGAUUGCAAGAGAUCCAUGGCUUUUUUGGACCAUUCAACUGUCUUUUAUAAGUGAGUCGGAAAUUUUUAAGAAAAAAGUUUUUGGCGAAAAAUGAGGAUUUAAAGGGUGGAUUAUGAAGAGUAAAAUACGCUGAAGGCAAGGUCAUGUUUUAAAUUGAAGAAAACCAUUUUUAGAUUUACCUCAUAUGGACUGGAAAAACACAUGCCUGAAGCUUUGGAGGCCUUCAAAAAGAUGGAUUCUGAAGGCGAGAAGUCAAGAAAACGAAGGAGAUCGGGCAGCACAGCGGCUAGGACUUUCUCUCAAAUAAGGUGAGUUGGAUUGGCCCCAAAAAAGUUUCAACUAAAUCCCAAUUUUUCAGAGAAAAAUGUCGUCGAUUCAUGUCCACCGACCGAACCCCCAAAAACAAAGAAAACGUCUCUCCGGACUCUCAAAUUCAACUGCUCUCUUCCAAAUGCAUUACCCCUCAAAUCGACCGCUUCCGGCCCUACAUGAAUGGUCGAGUUCAGCCGUUGAACCAGACGAUCGGGACUCCGCACAUCUCCAAAUUCUCUGAAGCCAAGAGAAGAUCGAGAAGAGACAUUUUCGACAAUGGCACCGUUGAGGGACUGUCUUCGCUCAGUUUGACGGAUCGGGCCAAAAGUUUUUGCACCAAGCCCAAUCAGGCGAUCAAUCGGGAGACCAAAAGUCUGGGGAAUUAUUUGGGACGAAGGAAGGCGAGUUUCGGCUCCACGGAGAGGCUGUUCGACCGAUUGAAGAGGAUUUUUUGA
Molecule: messenger RNA, 962 nt
Organism: Bursaphelenchus xylophilus (pine wood nematode)
Lineage: Eukaryota; Metazoa; Nematoda; Chromadorea; Rhabditida; Aphelenchoididae
Source: the annotation of a GenBank genome assembly